Messenger RNA from Perognathus longimembris pacificus (Pacific pocket mouse), 759 nucleotides. It is a transcript of the gene Rab42, whose product is annotated as RAB42, member RAS oncogene family. NCBI's taxonomy places the organism in Eukaryota, Metazoa, Chordata, Mammalia, Rodentia, Heteromyidae. The coding region runs from base 2 to 643 and encodes 213 amino acids. Gene Ontology annotation, cellular component: Golgi membrane. Gene Ontology annotation, molecular function: GTPase activity; GTP binding. The record is from RefSeq and is a predicted model, not a curated record. The transcript is spliced from 2 exons.
CAUGGAGACCUGCUAUCAGUUCCGGAUCGCCCUGCUGGGGGACGCCGCGGUGGGCAAGACGUCGCUGCUGCGGCGCUACGUGGGGACCCCGGAGCCCCAGGCCGAGGCAGAGCCCGAGCCCACGGUGGGCGUCGAGUUCUACAGCCGGGUGCUGCAGCUGCCCGCGGGGCCGAGCGUCAAGCUGCAGCUCUGGGACACCGCGGGCCACGAGCGCUUCAGGUGCAUCACUAGGUCCUUCUACCGCAACCUGGUGGGUGUCCUGCUGGUCUUUGACGUGACAAACAGAGAAUCCUUUGAACACAUCCAAUACUGGCACCAGGAAGUCCUGUCCAUUCAGGGCCCGGACAAAGUGAUCUUCCUGCUGGUUGGCCACAAGAGUGACCUGCAGAAUACCCGUUGUGUCUCCACCCAGGAGGCUGAGGGCCUGGCUGCCUCCCUGGGCAUGACCUUCCUGGAGACCUCAGCCACAAACAACUGCAAUGUGGAGCUGGCCUUCGAUGUCCUCAUCGUCACCAUCCAGCAGGCCCUGCAGCAGGGACACAUCAGGCUGGAAGAGGACUGGGGGGGUAUUCGGCUCCUCCACAAGGCUCCAGUCAUCAGGCCCCCCAGCAGGAAGCAGCACCCAGGCCCUUGCCAGUGUUGACUCUGGGAUAGGGAGAGUAACAGAAGUGCCAGCCUCACACGCCUAAUGGGGCUGGAGUGUUAGGGUCUCUGGAGGGCAAAGAAGAGAGGUCUAAUAGCAACAGUAACCUGGUAGGU